Molecule: messenger RNA, 3089 nt
Organism: Carassius gibelio (silver crucian carp)
Lineage: Eukaryota; Metazoa; Chordata; Actinopteri; Cypriniformes; Cyprinidae
Gene: rragcb
Product: Ras-related GTP binding Cb
Exons: 7
Coding region: 194-1369 (391 amino acids)
Biological process (GO): regulation of autophagy; cellular response to amino acid stimulus; cellular response to starvation
Cellular component (GO): lysosome; Gtr1-Gtr2 GTPase complex; nucleus
Molecular function (GO): GTP binding; GTPase activity
Source: RefSeq, a predicted model, not a curated record
CCUGUCAUAUGAUCAGCUUCCCGUUUGUUUGUGUUCGUGCAGAAAGCUAACCGUUUCCCACUAUGAAACCUCCGUAUCUAUAUUCAUGCUAAACCUGUAAUCCACACCGAUCCCACCUCAAUCACUCAGACAGAGCCUACAGAGUCCACACAGACAGAUCAGAGGGAUUCAAAGCUUUAAAAACGGGGUCAUAAUGUCGAUCGAGUACGAGGAGCAGCUAGCCGGAAGCCUGGUGGACUCUUUCCCGAAAGAUUUCGGCUACGGCGUGGAAAACAUGGAUAUGAUGCAAGAAAACCUGGAAAACUCUCCGUCUGCAGACAAUAAACCCAGGAUCCUGCUGAUGGGACUGAGGCGCAGUGGGAAAUCCUCCAUCCAGAAGGUGGUGUUUCAUAAGAUGUCCCCAAACGAGACGCUCUUCCUAGAGAGCACCAACAAGAUCUACAAGGAUGAUAUCUCGGCCAGUUCCUUCGUAAACUUUCACAUAUGGGACUUUCCGGGGCAGGUGGACUUUUUCGACCCUACUUUCGAUUACGAGAUGAUUUUCAGGGGCACCGGUGCGUUGAUUUUCGUCAUCGAUGCUCAGGAUGACUAUGUAGAAGCAUUAGGCCGGCUACAUCUGACGGUGUCGAGGGCAUUCAGGGUGAACCCAGAGAUCAAUUUCGAGGUGUUUAUACACAAGGUGGACGGUUUAUCAGACGAUCAUAAGAUAGAGACGCAGAGAGAUAUUCAUCAGAGGGCUAAUGAUGAUCUAGCUGACGCCAGUCUGGAAAAGCUUCACCUCAGUUUCUAUCUCACCAGCAUCUAUGAUCACUCCAUAUUUGAGGCCUUCAGUAAGGUGGUCCAGAAGCUCAUCCCUCAGCUGCCCACUCUGGAAAACCUCCUCAACAUAUUCAUUUCUAAUUCGGGGAUUGAGAAAGCGUUCCUGUUCGAUGUGGUCAGUAAGAUCUACAUCGCCACGGACAGCUCUCCGGUGGACAUGCAGUCAUACGAGCUCUGCUGUGAUAUGAUCGAUGUCGUCAUUGACGUCUCGUGUAUUUACGGGCUAAAAGACGACAGCAACGGUAACGCGUAUGAUAAAGAGUCUCUGGCCAUCAUAAAGCUGAACAACACCACAGUGCUUUACUUGAAGGAGGUCACCAAGUUCCUGGCUCUGGUCUGCAUCCUGAGAGAAGAGAGCUUUGAGAGAAAAGGUUUGAUAGACUACAACUUCCACUGCUUUCGAAAGGCCAUCCACGAGGUAUUUGAGGUGAGCAGCUCCACCCAGAGGACAGGAGCGGCGGUGCAGUCCAGCCCCCCCAGCAGCAGCGGUAAUGGCCUGGCCCGACUCAAAUCUGCAGCACUGAACGGUACACCCAGGAGCAUGGUUUAACCCAGGACACACGGACCUCUAAGAACACAGGGCCUUCACACUAGUGUGCUGAACGUGCGCUAAUGUACAUGUGAGAUUACUGGAGCGUUUCUCUACUUAAAACUGCUGUUCCUGGACCUGAGAGACACAACAGGACACUCAUACAGGACAGACUACAUUGCUGCUUUUUUAUGAUAUUUUGAUGUGUGUGUGUGUGUCUGAGAGAGAGAGAGAGAUUGUGUGCCACUGCAGCAUCAGCUGUUAAAAUGGGGGAAAUGGGAAAACUUUAGCCAACAGAAUGAGGCACAGUAAAAUGAUUAAAUAGUAAAUACAGUCUCAAAACUCAUUAUGCGUUUAUGGUGGCCAAAAGUGCUGUCUAGGUAGGGUGCUCACUAAUGUUUGAGACACAUUCCACCUUUCAGAAGUUUUGAGGGUAAAUUGUAGACAAGAAAAAUAAAAACUUUCAAUAAACAUUUCACAAACUAAUCAAAAUGGAAAAAUGAAAAAGGUUCAAGUAUGCCUAUUUUUAGGAGCUUUAAAUAUGUUUACAUUGUGAUAAUAAACAUUUUACCCAAAUUCUUAUUGCUAUAAUAGGUAAGAAAAUGUUACUUUUAUUUAAUUAAAUUUUUUUUGUAAUUCACAUUAUUCACAAAUUUUCUAGACUGUCAUUACUUUAAAGCAUUAUUUUAAUUGUAUUACAGUAAAAAAAAUAAAAAACUAUUAUUUAAAUCAGUAUAAAUGUUUAUACUUUACCAAUCAAAAUUAUAUAUAUAUUUAUAUAUAUAUGUUUUUUUUUUUUACACAUUACAGUAAUAAGAAUUUGGGUGGGGUGUGUGUGUAUAUAUAAUAUAUAUAUUUUCACAAUGUAACAUUUUAAAUCAAAAAUAGCCUUAAUUUUCUUUAAGAAAUAUAUUUCCUAUUUCUUUCUUUUGAUUUUGGGGUGAAAUAUGACCUGGACGUGUUAGGUUCACCCAUGAAACAGAUCUUCACUCCCUUCUGUUGUAAAAUUCCCUGGCCAAAGCAUCUUUAAGAUUCCAGCUGUUAAUGUUGGCCUGUGCUGUGAUAGUGUUGGCUGCUGCUGUUAUUUACUCCUGACCUAAAAAAGGGAAACAUAAAGGGAGAAAAUGCUAAAGACAUUUGUGAACUUCAUCAUGUCUCUGUGGACAGCCUUACAGUGAGAAGAAUCAUAUAAGGAGACUAUUUUUUCCCUUCUGGAAUGUUUUAUUUUCUGCCGAAUUAUCCCUCGUUUUCAUAUUCGUUGAAAUGGAUCUGGGAAUAAGCAUCAACCCAGUCUAACAGUAAGCGUGUAUUUUGCCAUAAAAUGCUUCUUGAAAAAUCCUGAUAUGCUGAGAACACGACACUCGAGAUUGUUGAACAAGUAUUACGUUUUCAUAUGUGAAGUCCCAGGGUCCAAAAUAACCCUCUUUCCUUUUUUUAUUACAUGAUUCAUUAUUUUAUUCAUUCGCAAAAAUUCCCCUUUCUUGAAUGGAUAUAAUGAGGGCUAGUGUGUGUCUGUAUAAGUGUGUGUGAACAAGAGAAUCACUGAUAAUUGUUGAUGAUUGUUGUGUGUGUGUGUGUGUGUGUUUCUUUUUUCUAAUAAAGUGUAAACGAAUAAGAUAUUAAUUUUUGUGAUUCAACUAUAAAGAUUAUUACUUGUAAGAUAUCAAGAAAAUAAGAAUUGUUUACUUAUGGUAUAUUUUGUCUCAGAGCACGCUGAUAAAUUAAAGCUAUAUUCAUUCGA